AUGGGUUCCAUCAGCGAAAAUCUCGAAUACGAUGCCGUCCUCAUCGGCGCCGGUUUCGGGGGCUAUACUAUGCUUCCCAAGCUGCGUAAUCUGGGGCUUCGCGCAAAGAUUUUCGAGCGAGGUUCGGGAUCUGGAGGUGUCUGGUCACUGAUCAUGGGUCUAGACCCUGGUGCUCGCGUUGAUAGCGACUCGCCGGCUUAUCAGUUCUUCGACAAGGAGAUUUGGGAGGAUUUCGCCUUCUCCGAACGCUUUCCUGGAUUCCGCGAGCUGCAGAAAUACUUCCAACACGUCGAGAACAAGUGGGACCUACGAAAGGACAUCGAGUAUCACAAAAAUGUCAUCUAUGCGUUCUGGGACUCAGACAGUCGACGAUGGAGGGUGCGUUGUUCGGACGGAACCGAAACAAAAUGUCAAUGGUUGUUCGCAAACGUGGGCUUUGCGGCCAAAGAGUAUAUGCCGGAUCUCAAAGGCUCUGCCGAUUUUCAAGGCGAGAUGUAUCACACGGCACAUUGGCCGCACCAUGAAGUCAGUCUUCGAGACAGAAGAAUUGCCGUCAUUGGAACAGGAGCGAGUGGCAUUCAGGUGAUUCAAGAGGCGGGAAAGGUCUGCAAGCAUCUCACAGUGUGUCAACGCACGCCCAAUUUCUGCCUCCCCAUGCAACAGCGUGGCCUAGAUGCCAGAGAAGAGCAGAAAAAGAAAGAUGACGGGACUUACGAAGCCGCUUUCAAAGCGUGCGAGAAGACCGAUGCCGGUGUUCCAUACCAAAACAACGGACGCAAGACCUUCGACGACACGAGUGAACAGCGUGAAGCCUUCUGGAACUCUCUCAUCCAAGACGGCGGCUUCAAAUUCUGGGUCGCCGGCUAUGCGGACAUGAAUGUCGACCAGAAAGCCAACGACGCCGCCUACGACUUUUGGCGGCGCAUGGUACUGAAACGCAUCAAAGAUCCGGAGAAGGCCCGGCUAUUGGCACCGGAGGUCCCACCGCAUCCGUUCGGUGCGAAGCGUCCAUCCCUGGAGCAGGACUAUUUCGAGGUCGUCAGCCAGGAGAACGUGGACAUCCUCGAUUUGAACGAGUUCCCCAUCGAAGAGAUCAACGCCACGGGCAUUCGUACCGCGGCAGGGCAGGUCGAUGUCGACCUGAUCGUUCUGGCAACGGGGUUUGAUGGUUUGACGGGCGGUUUCAUGGAUAUCGACCUUCGGGGCGUGGACGGACAGACCCUCAAGCAGCACUGGAGCGACGGAGUCAAGACUUCGGUGGGCGUGGCCGUGCCCGGGUUUCCGAACAUGUUCUUUCUCUUCGGACCGCAAGCACCGUCGACAUUUUCCAAUGGUCCAUCUUGUAUCCAAUUCCAAGGCCGAUGGUUCGAAAAGCUGAUCAAACGAGCGCUGGCCGAGGGCAUGGAAACCAUCGAGGCGACAGAAGAAUCGGCCAAUGACUGGGUUCGAAAGAUUCGCGAGAGGUGGGAGGCAACGCUUCUCCCCCAGGGCAAGAUAAGUCUACUCUUUCCUGGUGAUAUCUCCGUUCCGUUGCUGACGUCUCUCCACAGCUGGUGGACCGGUGCCAAUAUCCCGGGCAAGAAAGUGCAACCUCUCAGUUGGGUAGGGGGUCUGCCCUCAUACAUGCAAAUGCUGGAUGAGACGUUGGACAACAAUUACCAGGGCUGGAUCGUAGGACGCGAGGAGGCAUCUAAGCAUGGCAGUGUGUUGGAGAGAUAA
Cladophialophora carrionii CBS 160.54 is the source of this 1719-nucleotide messenger RNA. RefSeq lists its product as uncharacterized. The transcript is spliced from 5 exons. NCBI's taxonomy places the organism in Eukaryota, Fungi, Ascomycota, Eurotiomycetes, Chaetothyriales, Herpotrichiellaceae. The record is from RefSeq and is a predicted model, not a curated record. Gene Ontology annotation, molecular function: NADP binding; flavin adenine dinucleotide binding; N,N-dimethylaniline monooxygenase activity. The coding region runs from base 1 to 1719 and encodes 572 amino acids.